Eurytemora carolleeae is the source of this 976-nucleotide messenger RNA. RefSeq lists its product as uncharacterized. The coding region runs from base 25 to 816 and encodes 263 amino acids. NCBI's taxonomy places the organism in Eukaryota, Metazoa, Arthropoda, Copepoda, Calanoida, Temoridae. The transcript has 4 exons. The record is from RefSeq and is a predicted model, not a curated record.
AUAUUAAGAAUUCCUUGUUUCAGAAUGAAAGAGCGUAAAUAUGGAAAGGAAAGAAAGAGAUGGGAGAUGUGGGAGGAGAAUUUGCUCCUGGAUAUCGUCCACGGUAAACUGGAGGGAACACAGGAUAUCAAAAGCGUCCUCAUUAAUGAUAGCAAAAUUUGGACAAGAGAAUAUGCUUGGGAUAAAGUGCUCGACAUUUUUAUUGAAAAUAACGUAGUUGGGCUGGAUCAUCAACAAAUUAGAAGAAAAUACAAUGAUUUGAAAGCGAAGAAGAAAAGAAGAUUUGCGGAUAUAGAAUCAUUUGAUGAAGGAAGUCUAAACUGUGUAAAUGGAGAUACUAGCUAUGACCAUAAUUACAUCCCUGAAUCAAAUACAAAUGAAGAAAAGAGGCAUCGAAUAGAACCCUGUGGUGCGCCGGAAGGUUCUAACGUCACUUCUAUCUAUGUACCUGUAAUUGACGCUAAAUUUGAAGCAUCAGCAUCACGUCCUACCCGUUCACUAUCUUCUGGUGGAUCUAGGACCUCGGCAACCACAACUAAAGGUUCUCAAGCUAGAUACAUUCAGACUCUCAAGUCAGCUGGACCCAGCUCAAAUACUAGUAUAGGACUUGGACCUGCACAUUGGGAGGAGAAAUACUUUAAGGAGAAAAUAAACUGGAUGAACAGCAUCAAUUCUAUGAAACUAGAGGUUUUAGAAUAUCAGCGAGAAUACUGGAAAAAAAAGGUUGAAAACAUGAACAAGCCUGGUUACUCCUCUCCAACUCCGUCCCUGCAGCAGGAACCAAACUCCCCCGAACAUGAAAAUGAUGAAUUAUGAACCAAAACCCUGUGAUCAGUGAACAGUGAACUUCUUUAUGAACAGAAUGAGUAAUUUUGCUUUAAUUAAAAUAGAGUCAAAAUCUUCUAAAGCGCUUAAAUAUUUUUCAUAGCUUUUUAGAGUACACUGGUUCAAAUAAAUUAAUGGGUUAUUAUCAUUA